GUGUGCUUCGAAAUCAUAAAAAAAAUUUGAGGUUAUACAUAAUUUUCGAAACUGCCAAAAUGUUUCGAAAUAUAAUAAUCAAAUCAAAUUGUCUAAAAAUUACGAAAGCUUUUAAAUGUACAAUUUCGCCCAAAGAUACCGAAUUACCAAAAGUGAGUGGUUUUGCUCAGGCAUUUGAAAAGUUUUCGGAACCUACACCACCGAAUACAACGCCUGUUUCAACACCACAGAAAUCAUUUGCAACAUUAUUAAGAAAUUCAAAAUUUAUGGAUCUAGGUGAUCCCGAAGGGAAAAUUGUCGUUGGGAAAAUAUUUCAUAUUGUGGAUAAUGAUUUGUACAUAGAUUUUGGUUGGAAAUUUCAUUGUGUUUGUCCGCGACCAACACAAAAUUCCGAUCGAUAUAUUCGUGGUGCAUCAGUUCGACUUCGAAUUAAAGAAUUAGAAUUAUCAACGAAAUUUUUAGGAUCUGAUAAGGAUUUAACAAUUUUAGAAGCGGAUGCUGUUUUAUUGGGACUUGUAGAUAAAAAAUAAGGGCU
Molecule: messenger RNA, 535 nt
Organism: Chrysoperla carnea
Lineage: Eukaryota; Metazoa; Arthropoda; Insecta; Neuroptera; Chrysopidae
Gene: mRpS28
Product: 28S ribosomal protein S28, mitochondrial
Exons: 1
Coding region: 60-530 (156 amino acids)
Cellular component (GO): mitochondrial small ribosomal subunit
Source: RefSeq, a predicted model, not a curated record